AUGGGCGACUUGGCAGAUUUUUCCUCGUUCCAAAAAAGCUUCACUGAUGCUUUGAAGAGCACCACCCUCUCAGUAAAUCGGAUAGCCUCAGAGGACAUCAAUUUCCAUCGAAAUUCGAGCCAUGAAUUUGCCGAUGAUCUGGACGAACAGAGCUCGCGCUUGCUCUCGCUAACCACCUCGCUCCUCAAGGCCGCGACUGGCGGGACAGACAUACAGGCGCCGGUCCUCGAAAACGAAGACGCGGUGGAAGACAAUUGGCGAGGCGUGGUCGACGUGAUCGACAAUCUACUGGAAAAAGCCGAUGCGUGUUUGGAUGAGUUUACUGGCGUCAUCAAGAAGUUGAGCCCUCCGCAGCAAGACCGGCCGCCUCGUGAAGCAAAGCCCUUCCCGAGUGUCUAUGACUAUGGACCGUCCAAGAUUCCAAAGCCUCAGCUGCUCUUUCGCACUGCGCCGAAUAACCAGGACUUGUCUCCGUUCCGCCCUCUUCUGUCAUCUAAACCCAAUGCGAUAGUGCCAUUGAAGAAAUCUCUUCAAUUGGUCGACGGGAAAGGAAAACCGGCAUUCUAUCCUAAUCCGUAUGAAAAAGAGAUCCGCGAGGCGAAGUACAGCGAGUCGGCUUACGUUGUUGCGCCGCCGACUGAGUUCGGUCCCGUCGAAACGACAGAGGCUGUCUGGGUCGAUACACAAGAAGGCCUGGCCGAAAUGAUCAAGGAGCUCAAGAAAGCAAAGGAGAUUGCUAUUGACUUGGAACAUCACGAUGUGCACUCGUAUCAUGGGCUGGUGUCGUUGAUGCAAAUCAGUACGCGCGACAAGGAUUGGGUGGUGGACACUCUGCAACCGUGGAGAGAGGAUCUGCAGCAGCUGAACGAAGUGUUCACUGACCCCAAGAUCCUAAAAGUCUUGCAUGGCUCCACAAUGGAUAUUGUCUGGCUCCAAAGGGAUCUGGGGUUGUACGUUGUGGGCAUGUUCGAUACUUAUCAUGCUGCCGUGGCUCUAGAGUAUCCCAAGCGAAGCUUGAAGUUUCUUCUUGAAAAAUUCGCCAAUUACGACGCGGACAAGAAGUACCAAAUGGCCGACUGGCGUCUCCGGCCAUUGACUGAGGAGAUGUUGAAAUAUGCUCGAGCCGAUACACAUUACCUUCUCUACGUAUACGACUGCAUGCGCAAUGAGUUGGUGGAGAAUUCAAGCCCUAAAAACAAUCUGGUUGAUUAUGUUCUGGAACGAUCAAAAACCGAAGCUUUGCAACGUUACGAACGGCCCGUUUAUGAUGCUGCCAGCGGGCAGGGUGCUGGAGGUUGGUACGAUCUCUUAAGCAGGAACUCUGGGUUUUUCUCAAAAGAGCAAUUCGCUGUCUUCAAGGCUGUCCAUGAGUGGCGAGACCAAGUUGCUCGAGCAGAAGAUGAAGGUGUGCAAUGUGUUUUCCCAAGGCAUGCACUAUUCAAAGUAGCUGCGGCGAUGCCCGUCGACAAGCAUACUCUCUUCAAGACACUUUCCCCUGUGACUUUGAUAGUGAAGAACAGGAUAUCAGAGCUGUUGGAGGUCAUCAAAAAGGCGAAGAUUGAAGGAGCUACAGGUCCCGAGCUACGUGACGUUAUCAAGCCUAGGAAAACCGUAGCGGAAGCUGCUGCUGCUUCAUCAAAAUCACCACCUCCCGCUGUCGAAUCGGUCGACAAACUGUAUAGUGAUAAUAUAAUAUCAGUGGUUCGAGCAGAUUCGUCUCAGUUCUGGGGCGCUGCAUUGCAGCCACAGGUGGCGGCUGUGGUACCGGCAAACUAUAAAGUUGCCGCAUCAUUCGAGGCCCUCAGGCUGUCUCUUCCUAUUCCUCCUAUGCCGGUGACAGUGUCCGAAGUGCAACAUACAAUCAAAGAUGUUAGUUCGGCUGUGGCCUCGCCGUCGGCAUCUCCAUCAGUCAACAAAAAAGCAGACAAAAGGGAUGAGAUAUUCACGGUCAAGGAGAUCGCACCCAGACACAAGAGGAAGGUGGCCGAAGACGAACCAGAAGAGUCUGAUGCAUCGUCCACCUCUAGCAGCGGCAGCAGCAGCAGUGAAGAGGACGAUGAAGAGGGCUCUUCAGAGGACUCGGAGGAGGAGGAAGAGGUCCAACAACCUGUCGCCAAAAAGCCACGAAAAGAAGUGACAAAACCAACAAACAAAAAGGAGGAAGACGCAAUUCCUUUUGAUUAUAAUUCCGCAGCUUCCGUGCUCCAUUCACAGGAUUUGGCCGCAGCAGCAUCAGGCAGUGCAGCGUCAGGUUUGGCGAACCAGAAAAAGCCCUUCAACCCAUAUGCAAAGGCGUUGAAUGCGCCAAGUGGUGUGCGGAAGACGAAGAAAGAAAUUGCUGGAAGGGCGUUUACUUUUAACCGAUAG
This is a messenger RNA of Talaromyces atroroseus, 2367 nucleotides long. RefSeq lists its product as hypothetical. The coding region runs from base 1 to 2367 and encodes 788 amino acids. Gene Ontology annotation, cellular component: nucleolus; nuclear exosome (RNase complex). The record is from RefSeq and is a predicted model, not a curated record. Gene Ontology annotation, biological process: nuclear polyadenylation-dependent snoRNA catabolic process; nuclear polyadenylation-dependent antisense transcript catabolic process; nuclear polyadenylation-dependent rRNA catabolic process. The transcript is spliced from 2 exons. Gene Ontology annotation, molecular function: nucleotide binding; nucleic acid binding; 3'-5'-RNA exonuclease activity. NCBI's taxonomy places the organism in Eukaryota, Fungi, Ascomycota, Eurotiomycetes, Eurotiales, Trichocomaceae.